AUGGUGAAAACACUCAACAAUCAGUUUCAUAGUUCCAUGACAGAACCUGUGACACAAUUGUUUGAUACAGACAGGAACUCUGUUUCUCAUUCAAAUGGGGGAAUAAAUGAAGUUUGGGCACAAAAGUCCAUCUAUGUGGCAACCAUGGUGGGUAACUUGGGGAUGAUGGCACUGAUUAAGCUGGAUCCCCGUCUGCACACACCCAUGUACUUCUUUCUCAGCAGCCUCUCCUUUGUUGAUGCCUCUUACUCUUCUUCUGUCACCCCUAAGAUGCUGGUGAGCCUCGUGGCUGAGAGGAAGACCAUUUCUCUGAAUGGAUGUGCUGCCCAGUUCUACUUCUUUGGCUCCUUCCUGGGAACUGAAUGCUUCCUGCUGGCGAUGAUGGCCUAUGACCGCUAUGCUGCCAUUUGGAACCCUCUGCUCUACCCAGUUCUCAUGUCUGGGAGAAUUUGUGUCACGUUAGUAGGUACUUCCUUCCUUGCAGGGUUUGGAAAUGCAGCUGUGCACACAGGGAUGACCUUCAGAUUGUCUUUCUGUGCCUCUAAUAGGAUCAACCAAGUCUACUGUGACACACCACCCCUGCUCAAACUCUCUUGCUCUGACACCCACAUCAAUGGCAUUGUGAUCAUGGCUUUCUCCAGUUUUAAUGUCAUAAGCUGUGUUAUAAUUGUCCUUAUUUCCUACAUGUGUAUUCUCAUUGCAAUAUUGAAAAUGCCUUCAGUAGAUGAUAAAUUCUGUUACUUCUGA
Messenger RNA from Chinchilla lanigera (long-tailed chinchilla), 747 nucleotides. RefSeq names its product olfactory receptor 1020-like. The record is from RefSeq and is a predicted model, not a curated record. Gene Ontology annotation, biological process: sensory perception of smell; G protein-coupled receptor signaling pathway. The transcript has 2 exons. NCBI's taxonomy places the organism in Eukaryota, Metazoa, Chordata, Mammalia, Rodentia, Chinchillidae. Gene Ontology annotation, cellular component: membrane. Gene Ontology annotation, molecular function: odorant binding; olfactory receptor activity; G protein-coupled receptor activity. The coding region runs from base 1 to 747 and encodes 248 amino acids.